Molecule: messenger RNA, 498 nt
Organism: Lolium rigidum
Lineage: Eukaryota; Viridiplantae; Streptophyta; Magnoliopsida; Poales; Poaceae
Product: transcriptional regulator SUPERMAN-like
Exons: 1
Coding region: 1-498 (165 amino acids)
Source: RefSeq, a predicted model, not a curated record
AUGGACAGCGGAGGCGCGAGAGGAGGAGACCACGGCCGCCACCACCUCGGCCAGCUUCGGCCGGCAACGUGGAGCUUCGCCGGUGGCGGCGGCGUCCCGUGGCCGGUGGCGGGACAGAGGUCGUCGUCGUCGUCGUACAUGUGCGGCUACUGUAAGAGGGAGUUCCGGUCCGCGCAGGCGCUGGGAGGCCACAUGAACGUCCACCGGAGGGAGAGGGCCAGGCUGUGCUACUACUACUCCUGCGCCGCCGCCCACCGGGUGCUUCCAAACCUCAACUUCGCGCCGGCGCAGUACCAUUGCAGCAGCGACACGGCGACGACGAGGACUCCGCCUGCCGUCUACAGCUUCUUCUCCACGGCGGCGGCGGACGCUGCCACGUCAACGGCGGCGAAGGCUGCUGCGUUGGAGGUGAACGUGGAGCUUGGUGUCGGAGGAGGGUUCGGUGAUGGUGGUGGAGGUGGAGGUUUGGAUCUUGAGCUCAGGCUUGGUUGCUCUUGA